ACAUUUGCAUCACUCGCGCAUCGUUCACGUGUGGCUAUUUUAUUACCUCGCCAAUCAGAGCUUCAGAAACAAGUCAAAGAAAUGGAUCAGAUGGAAAGAAAUGUGUCAGAGAUAUUAAACACAAUGAGAAAACAAAACGAAGAAUUACAAAGACUGUGGAUUCUCCUCAAAASUACAAGAGAAGAACUUCAACAMAUGAAACCGACGACUGAGACACCUGUAUCMAUGACAACAGAAGAGACAAAACCAACACAGUCCAGCAGCUUGAACACGACUAAUAUGACCAGCAGUGUCACCCCUAGCAACACACCUUUCGUUGAUCCAAUACAAAUAUCUCUGACGCAACUUUGGGAAGCUCACAAUGAGUCAGUUCAAGAGAUAACGAAACUCAAUUUCGAGGUCCGAAAGAUAAGUCUCAUCCCGGGCCCUAUAGGGCCUACUGGAAGAAAAGGUCCUAUAGGACCCCCUGGAAAACUUGGCCCGAAUGGACGCCCAGGGAAAAAUGGAGCUCGAGGACCUGUUGGACCUCAAGGACCAAUGGGCCUUCGAGGGUACAACGGUACGAGAGGCCCUACUGGCAACCAAGGCCCACCUGGUCCACAAGGACCAAAAGGAAAUCAAGGCCCAGAUGGUCCUCAAGGACCAGUGGGACCUAGGGGAUACAAUGGCUCUAGGGGCCCACCUGGAAAACCAGGAGUGACUGGUCCACGAGGGAAUCCAGGAAACACCGGAUCAAGGGGACCCCAAGGACCCCAGGGAUCACAAGGACCUGCAGGACCCCCGGGACCACGUGGUGCAGGGAACUUUAGUCAGUGUGUCUACAAAAGAGCUGAUAGCAGUGGUACUCGGAAAGGGAACAAUGCACAUAAUAGUGUAUUAGUAGCUGAACCAGCUGAGCAGCACGUUAAAGAACUAAGGAGACAACGAGCAGAAUUACAUUUUCAAGUGAUUGAUUCCAUGGGCUGUACGAGCACUAAAGAACUGAUCAUGAGAUGUAGUAGAGAAUGUCUGCGUAGCACUGGCAUAGACUGUAUGCUGUAUGCUAGAAUAGUGACAGGACGCUUGGUAUCAGUCGGGAAUACAACCUUCAGUCAAGUAUUUGUCAGAUUUUCGUUCAUAUCUGUUGACUGUGCAGCAUUCGUUAUGGCAUCGAAGACAGUCAGGAAGAAAAUAAAAGUCGAACCGAAAAGAAAGACGUCUAUCAUUGAAAAACUGUCGCCUUCAAAGCAUCAAGAAUCCUCUGAGGUGUCACUUUCAACUUAUUACUUGGAUAUUGUAGAUCCACCAGUCGACCCAAUACAACACCCGGAAAUAGACGAAAGAAAGAUUGCUCGUAGUUCUGCCGGCGAUUCUACAGACGAAAAAAACAGCAACCCUGGACAAGUUAAAGAUUUUGUUACCAGACAUCCACCAGAGGCGACCUCCAAGGAAAGAAGUUGUCGUUUACUGGAAGGAAGUUGUCUUCAUGUUAUGUUGUUGUACGUAAUGACGUUGGUAUCCCUUACGACACUGGUGUUCAUGGUUCUUUUCAUGUUUGGCAUGGUACGAUUUUCAAGUGGGGGUUGUAAGUGCUCAACUCAAGGGGAUUAUAGCUCUAACGUAUUGAACAGCACUAGACUCCAGAUUCUAAGCCAAGCACUUCAAAAUAUGUCUGCUAAGAUUUCAGAAUUAGAAUCCAAGGUAAGAGCUGCUGGCAACAAUGAGACUAGAGGCCGUGGACCACCGGGUCCAAAGGGUCCCCCGGGAAUUCCUGGUCCCCCUGGACUUCCUGGUCCCCCUGGACUUACUGGUCCCCCGGGACUUCCUGGUCCCCCUGGAGUGGCUGGAUCCCCUGGAGUCACAGGCCCUGCUGGUCCUCAAGGAGGUGGUAACUUGACACUGUGUCAGUACAAGAUGAUUACAAGUUCGGGAGUGAGACCAGGACCAAGAGCAGACUGUGAUGUAUCAACUUUUGAACAAAACGACAAGAAAAUUCUAGGAGUCACGUGUUCAACCAACGGCGCUGCUCAGUACGUCCUGACGAGUGCAAGACUGGGCACAAUGCGCACCUUCAAGUGUCACUGCAAGGGAAAUUCCAGUCUCUUUAUUCCAGCUAAUCUGGUCCAUUGCUACAUACAUUACUGGGAGUGUCCACUGAUUUCCUAGGCUGUAAGAUUGCAAGCGGUCUCACUUUUCCUUACGUUCCUUACAGACUCAGUAAAGAAGAGUUUUUUUAGAGAGAUUGUAGCGGAGUAGGCGGGGAGAGGGAGAACAGUUCUAAUUUUACAUCCCAUCCUGGGUAACCCAGGGAUAAAAUUCUGCCACUCGUUUUUUGCUACGAGAACAAAUUUUCUGGUAGCGAGAAACAAACGAUGUAGUCUUACCCCUGGGUUCCCAAGGAAUGCUCCCUUGGCCUACUGGGCUGUAAUCUCUCUAAAAACUCGUCUUUACGGAGUCUGAAAGAAAAGUUAUACUUUGAGUUUUUUGCGAUUCCUUUUCAAUAAUUUUAAAGAACCUUUCAAUGGUCAACAACCAAUCUCUCCGAGUCCACAGGAAUCCUAAAAACUCGUCUUUACUGAGUCUGUAGGGAAAAGUUGCCCAACUGCUCGCAAUCAAAACAUGGAAAUAUAGAGCUGCAAAUUACGCACGACUGUACAGGAAAACUAUCGACAUGUUAAGGACGUCAAGUGCUACAGACGUGAAUCCAGCAAGCUGCAAAGUGACUGCUUCAAAGGACGUCGUAAGACUGAGACUGGAGAUGAGUCUUUAGUCAUAACGGCUGAGCGGUACCCGCAUUUACCAAAUGAUAAAAGACUUUUGUGCCUUGACUCUUCAUUUAUUAGAAACCUACUCAGAUUGACUAAAAGUGUGAAAAG
Molecule: messenger RNA, 2855 nt
Organism: Actinia tenebrosa (Australian red waratah sea anemone)
Lineage: Eukaryota; Metazoa; Cnidaria; Anthozoa; Actiniaria; Actiniidae
Source: RefSeq, a predicted model, not a curated record